AUGGAGAGCAAACGCCAGACCCUUCUUCUGCCGCUUAUCCUAGCCGGAAUCCUCUCCGUCCAGCUCACCUCCGCCGUCGAUUUCCUCUUCAACGGCUUCAAUGCGGCCGGCAGCGUCUCACUCUACGGCACCGCCGCCGUGGAAUCCAACACCCUCUCGCUCACUCAGCGAUCCUCUUUCUCCAUCGGCCGCGCUCUGUACCCUUCGAGGAUCCCCGCGAGAUGGCCCAACUCCUCCGUCGUCAUCCCCUUCUCGACUUCGUUUAUCUUCGCCAUGGCGCCGUACGAGGGCUUGCUCCCCGGGCACGGCCUGGUUUUCCUGUUCGUGCCGCACGCGGGGAUCGAGGGCUCGAGCUCGGCGCAGAAUCUAGGGUUUCUGAACUUCACCAACAAUGGGGAUUCGGAUAAUCACGUGCUGGGAGUCGAAUUCGACUGCUUCAUGAACCAGGAGUUUAAUGAUAUUAGCGAUAAUCAUGUCGGGGUUGAUGUUAAUUCGCUCGUCUCUGUGCGCGCUCACGAUGCGGGCUAUUACGUGGGUGAAGACGAUGAUUCGUUUGAGGAUUUGGAUCUGAAUAGUGGGAGAAACUAUCAGGUGUGGAUUGAUUAUGUAAACAGUACUCUUAAUGUGGCUAUGGCGCCCGUGGGGCUAAGAAGGCCUGAUCGGCCGUUGCUGAGUGUCGCUCUCAACCUCUCGGAGGUUUUCGAGGAUGAAAUGUAUGUUGGGUUUACUGCAUCCACCGGAGAUUUGAUUCAGAGCCACAGGAUUUUAGGUUGGAGUUUUAGCAACACGAAUUUUUCGCUGAGCGAGGGUUUGAUUACAGAGGGUUUACCGUCAUUUGUUCUUCCGGGAACUCCGAUUUACAGAACCAGAGGUUUCAUUGCAGGUUUAAGCACCGCUGCUGUGUUGUUCGCCAUUGUUUGCUCUACUGUAGCUUACAUGUUUGUUAUAAGACCCAGGAGAAAAAAGAGAAAAAAUAGGGAUGAAGAAUUUGAAGAUUGGGAAUUAGAAUAUUGGCCUCACAGAAUUAACUACGAAGAAAUUGAUUCUGCAACCAAAGGCUUUGCAGAGGAAAAUGCUGUCGGAACAGGCGGCAAUGGUAAAGUCUAUAGAGGCAUUUUGCCAGGAGGAGCCGAGAUUGCCGUGAAACACAUUUCACACGAAAAUGACAAAGGCACACGAGCUUUCUUGGCCGAAAUAUCGAGCCUCGGGCGUGUAAAGCACCGAAACUUGGUCAGUUUAAGAGGGUGGUGCAAGAAAGACAAAAACAGCCUAUUCGUAGUAUACGAUUACAUGGAAAACGGAAGUCUCGACAAAAGGGUGUUCGAAUCUGACGAGGAGAAAACACUGAGUUACGAGGAUCGAAUACGAAUCCUAAAGCAAGUGGCUUCCGGAUUACUAUACCUGCACGAGGGUUGGGAAGCCACUGUUCUCCACCGAGACAUCAAAGCCAGCAAUGUCUUGCUCGAUCAGGAAAUGAACGCGAGGCUCGGAGAUUUCGGGCUUGCCCGUAUGCACGACCACGAUAAGACUGCGGGGACCACGCGAGUGGUGGGGACGGCCGGUUAUCUUGCACCGGAGUUCAUCAAGAAUGGCCGGGCCUCGACAAAAACAGAUGUUUUCAGUUACGGGGUUUUGAUUCUAGAAGUUGUCUUUGGCCGGAGGCCGGUGGAGGAAGGCCAGCCACCGCUAGUGGAUUGGGUGUGGGGGCUUUUGAAGAAGGGUGAGUUGCUAACCGCAGUUAAGGGCAAACCAUGGUUAAGGAAUGGAGAGGAAAUCGAGAAGGUGAUUCAUUUGGGUUUGUUGUGUGCUCAUCCGGAUGCGAAUACCAGGCCUUCUAUGAGGCAGGUUGUGAAAUUUUUCGAGGGGAAGAGUGAACAUGAGGAGGGAGGGAUGGAUGUUUAUCUCUUGGAGAGGUUGAGGGGAUUUGGUGAUGGUUUUGGUUCGGGUUCUUAUCCGACGUUCUCGGAUAUUAGACGAGGAGCGAAAUCUUCUAUAUCGAUUUCUUGGAGCGAUAGUACCAUUCUUGUGGCUGCCUUCCGAAAACCGGCAGUCUUUUGCAUCAUAACCGAGUAUUUGCCCGAGGGCUCCCUUAGAGCAUACCUCCACAAAUACAAGGACUCUCUUCCCAUGCCCAAGCUAAUCUCGAUGGCUCUCGACAUAGCAAAGGGAAUGGAAUACAUACAUUCUCAGGGAGUUAUUCACAGGGACCUCAAACCUGAAAAUAUCCUCAUAACUCACGAUUUUCACCUCAAAGUAGCUGAUUUCGGCAUAGCUUGUGAAGAGGCUUACUGUGACUUGCUGGCGGAUGACCCAGGCACUUACCGAUGGAUGGCGCCUGAGAUGAUUAAGCGGAAAAAAUACGGGCGAAAAGUUGAUGUGUACGGUUUUGGGCUUAUCUUGUGGGAGCUCGUGGCUGGGGCUAUACCGUACGAGGAUAUGACACCUAUACAAGCUGCAUUUGCUGUGGUGAACAAGAACUUGAGGCCAGCUGUACCUAAGGACUGUGCCCCAGCAAUGAAAGCUUUGAUCGAACAAUGUUGGUCCUUGCAUCCGGACAAAAGGCCCGAGUUCUGGCAGAUUGUGAAGGUUCUAGAAGAAUUUGACUCGUCACUUGCUCUCGAUGGAACCUUGAAUCUCGUGCAGAACCCGAUUUUCCAUGACCCCAAGAAGGGAUUUCUCCACUGGAUUCAAAAACUCGGUCACCAGAACACUUCUUCAUCUGGGCCUAAACCUAAAUUUACUUGA
This is a messenger RNA of Striga asiatica, 2745 nucleotides long. The record is from the annotation of a GenBank genome assembly. NCBI's taxonomy places the organism in Eukaryota, Viridiplantae, Streptophyta, Magnoliopsida, Lamiales, Orobanchaceae.